AUGGCGACAGGUUUGUGCCGAACGUGGAGCUCUCUGUCUACUACUUGGCGGUGUUCAUGUGUCAAUCUGCGCGAGUUUUGCACAUCCAAUUUGGACACCUACCUGGAAGUGGAACAGCUGAAGAACGUUAAGAGUGAAGCGUUCUACGAGCGACAAGGCCAGCAUCGAAGAUACUUCUACUACAUUGAUUUGCAGGGCCGUCUGUUUACGGAAGACACCCGCCCAAAGAACAUUGCAACGUGCCUCAAAAGUGCCAAGUUCCUGCGUUUCUUUUUUUCACACGUGCAACCGAACGACAUUGCGCGGUGCAAAUCGAAAGAAGAAGAAGAGUUCUUGGAGUAUCCCUUUCAGUCCCCAUGUGGCAAAGAGAUGAACUACAUCAAGUGCGCUGAUCGUCCGUUCGUGUUUGAGGAUCUCCGGCGAGACGAUUGGGGAAAGUGGACGCUCGCGUUUGGUGGCGGUGAACUGACGAUGCCGUUUAUGCCUGAAACGCUGCGCAUCUCCCUUUCGACGGGAAGACUGUACCACGACGUGCGAACAAAGCACAUUGCGCCUGGCACUCCUGGAAGCAUUGCACUCGUCAAGUCUCAACUCGCUGUAGAACUUGGUAAAUGCAUAGAUAUGCACGACUUCCCCGACAAUCUCGACUCUGUUGAGGAUGUCCAUGCGUUGAAACUAGGCCACUUCGAGUGGGAGAGUCAACGCUAUGCUAUCCACGCUGUCGCGUGA
This is a messenger RNA of Hyaloperonospora brassicae, 729 nucleotides long. NCBI's taxonomy places the organism in Eukaryota, Oomycota, Peronosporomycetes, Peronosporales, Peronosporaceae. The record is from the annotation of a GenBank genome assembly.